CUUUUACUUUUUUGCGUUGUCAAAAGCGGAGGAAAUCGGUUACCGCGACAAACCACUCAAUAUGGCUACGGAAGAGCAGGAGGUUAAGGAUGAGCGUCUGGAAACUCAUGAGGAAGGAGGGGACGAUGAGGAAGAGAUUGCGGCAAUGAAGAGACGGGUAGCCGAGAUGGAAUCCGAAGCAGCAAAGUUGCGGGAAAUGCAAGCCACUCUUGAUCAACAGUCCGAGAGUCUACGCGAGGACAAAGAGGAGAUCGAUGCUCGGAGUAUUUUUGUUGGAAAUGUGGAUUACGGCGCUUCGCCCGAGGAAAUCCAGGCGCAUUUCCAGAGCUGCGGCUCCAUCAAUCGCGUUACCAUCCUUCUGGAUAAAUUCACAGGCCAACCCAAGGGAUACGCCUACGUAGAAUUCGCGGAGCCUAGUCUGGUCGCCCAGGCCCUUGUUCUGAACGAGAGUGUGUUCCGUGGCCGCAACUUGAAGGUUGUUCCCAAACGGACCAAUCUGCCUGGUAUGAGCAGCCGAGGCCGGGGACGCGGUGGCUUCCGUGGCGGCCGUGGCUUCUACCGCGGCGGGUUCCCUCCUCGCGGAGGCUAUCGCGGCGGCGGUCGCGGUCGCGGUCGAGGCUAUGCGCCAUACUAGAUGCGAG
This is a messenger RNA of Aspergillus novofumigatus IBT 16806, 641 nucleotides long. RefSeq names its product polyadenylate-binding protein. The record is from RefSeq and is a predicted model, not a curated record. NCBI's taxonomy places the organism in Eukaryota, Fungi, Ascomycota, Eurotiomycetes, Eurotiales, Aspergillaceae. The coding region runs from base 62 to 634 and encodes 190 amino acids. Gene Ontology annotation, molecular function: RNA binding. The transcript is spliced from 4 exons.